Molecule: messenger RNA, 3122 nt
Organism: Limanda limanda (common dab)
Lineage: Eukaryota; Metazoa; Chordata; Actinopteri; Pleuronectiformes; Pleuronectidae
Product: tectonic-1-like
Exons: 17
Coding region: 1-3078 (1025 amino acids)
Biological process (GO): cilium assembly; protein localization to ciliary transition zone
Cellular component (GO): MKS complex
Source: RefSeq, a predicted model, not a curated record
AUGAGGAGCCAGGCGUCAGCUUUUUACACCGACCUGUUUGGUGAGGAAAGUUGCUGCAUGGAGUCCCGUGAGGAGCUGCUGCAGGGACUACCCCAGCUUAGCCACGAGGAGAAAACUGCCCUCGACUCUGAGCUAACUCUGCAGGAGCUGACAGAAGCGCGAGCAGUAAUCUCCCUGCUGCCAAAGAAAGGAGAUUUGGCCUUACUUAAAAACUGGAGGCCCGUUGCUCUCCUGUGCACAGACUACAAGCUGUCCUAUAGGGGAAGAGCUUUGGUUGCCGGCAGUCUGGUUGCCUCGACUCUCUGGCACAGGCUUACGGCUCUGACGCCACCGAGAGGACUAAUUGAGGAACUACAAAGAGCCAUACUGGAUUUCUUCUGGUCUGGCAAACACUGGGUUCGGGCAGCAGUCCUCUAUCUGCCGGUGGUGGAAGGAGGACAGGGACUGGUGGACAUCAAGUCCGAAAUUGCCGCUUUUCGCCUUCGGGCAGCUCAAAGACUACUGUACAACUGUGGGCCGAGGUGGGUUGAUGCGGCACGUCUGCUGCUGAGGAGAGCUGGAAGAUUAGGCUACGACAAACAUCUCUUCCUUUUAAGAACAGAGGACAUGGAUCUCACCGGGCUGACCCCGUUUUACAAAUCAAUGUUAGAUGCAUGGCAGAUUUUUCAUGUCAGUAGAGAAAACAAUGAAACACCUGGUUUGUGGCUGUUUGAGGAACCGCUGUUCUUCAAUGACUUUAUGAGGUCGGAAACACUGCAGUCUGCCAGCCUCAGAGACAACCUCAGACGAGCUGGAUGCACCAAACUGGGCCAUCUGAUAAAGAUGACCGCAACAUCGGUGGAUACCCUGAGAGCGAACAGCAAUAUCAACUCUACCAGACUGAUAAACAAAGUGUUGGAGGAGGUCUGUGCCGCCCUGCCACAAACCAUGAGAGUCUUUGCAAGGAACAAUGCUUUGUGUGACCAGUGGAGUGAUGACUCGGAAUACAGUUUCCCCUCCUUAUUCAUCAGCCCAGCUGUUGGGGAGUGGCAGGAGAGGCGUGGUCAGUUGUUGUCCUUCCCAACUCCUCACCUAGACAGCUUUCAGACGGUGGGAAAAAAGUCUGUCUACCAGACCUGUGUAAAGGUUAGCGAUUUGCACUCUCUGGAAGGGAUGAGAGAGUCGAGGUGGACUGGGCUAUUGGAGCCAGAGGCUUCUCCGAAAGGCAGCUGGCGGGCCUUGUACAAACUGCCCAUUGAAAAACGGACAGCAGACCUCCAGUGGAGGGUAGUGCAUGGGGCGAUAGCUACAAACAGAUACAGAGCGCACCUUGAUCCGGAGCUGGGGGAGGGGUACGAAAAUGUAACGAGCCACGAUUUCAAUGCGACUGCAUCCGAUGAAUUUACUGUUACAUCGAACGUCACAGACAGUUACACAACAAUAUUGGAGGCCACAGAACCGACGUCGAGCUACACCAGCACCGUUCAACCCACCGCAGCCGCCCAGCCCCUGCCCGUGUCCGGCCGGCUGCUCCUCCCUGCUACUGACGUUGACAGGUUGUGUCCCUGUGACGAGCACAGAGGUGCGUGUGACAUCAACUGCUGCUGUGACGCAGAGUGUGAUGAGGAGCUGCCUCUCUUCACCGGCUGCUCAGUGUCCACCGUCAGGCAAGUUGGCAACAAACAGCUUUGCAGCUGUGAUGUAGCGUCGUACUCUCUGAGGAGCACCAUAGACGGCUACUCAGAGCUUCAGCCAUCCGUCAGGAAGGAGACAAAUUAUGACAUUUUUUGCAUUCAGUCACAAAAUCGCAUUGAUGGAUGGUCUCAUCCCGCACCUUCUCUUCCAACCGACAGUAGCUUUGAUUCGCUGUUUAAACAAUUUACCAGCUUCCUUUUUGGCUUGGAGGAAAACACUGCAGAGCUCCAGGCCCCAUCUGGAUACCAGUAUGGGGAUGUGCUGGUGACAUCAGGGGAAGAUGGAGACAGAGGGAUGUUCUGGUCGCCCGCUCCUGGUGUCACUGCUGAUUGUGUGGACACAAGUCCUGCAGCCUUCUUAAUAGACGACAGCAGAGGGUGUUCCCGGCAUGUAAACCUCGAUCGGGACUGCAGCUCUCUGCCAGCCCUCAAUAUGGGCACCUACACUGACAUCCAGCUCUUAACUGGGACGAAGAACGAUGCAGCAGUUGUUCCUGUGGAUGUCGCUUCAGUCAUCCAGCAGUCUGUAGAGGGGACUCUGACUAAGUGGAACAUGAGUGGAGGAGAAAAACUCAGUCCUGUUCUCCUGACCCCAGAACUCUGUGCUAAUGUAGUGCUGAAGGUUGCAUACGUCAUGAAGUACAACCCAGCCGGUGAGAUAGUGAAUGUGAGCGUAUCUUUGGUACUUGGAUUUGUUAGUGAAACAGCACUGCCCCUGAAACAGGAGUUUCAAAUCACCUUUCUCCAGCAGGAUGUUGAGGAGGUGGCUGUGGAUAAUAGUGGAAAUCCAGGUUAUGUGGUUGGACUGCCUCUUGUGUCUGGAACAAGAACACAUGAUGGGAUUGUCAGAAGCAUCGACUCUAGACAAACACUGUCUCUUCUGGAUGCAGCUGAGGAUCAAGACUGUCUGCGUGGUCGACAUCACCGCUCCCCUGUCCUUUUUGGUCUGGAUUCUGUGUCUGGCUGCACAUUAAGACUGGAGGAUACGGCCAACUGCUCCCUGGUCUCCCAAGUGCUCCUGGAUGUUCUGAGAGGACCAAACUAUCCCCAGUAUGUAGCUUCUUUUGGAAACUCCCCAUUAAACAAUCCACUGGACUGGGUGCAAAUCGGCAGCUUCCGUCCUGGGGAGGCCCAGGGUUGCAGCAUCCCAUUGUCACUUCAUUUAGAAGUUGAAUGGACCAAAUAUGGAUCCUUGGUGAAUGCCCAGCCUCAGAUUGUUAGCAUCAAAGAAGUUGUCCAAACCAACACCACCAGCUUGGCCCUGUUGUCUGGUGGCAGCAGCAUCCUGACAAUCAGCAUGUCAGUGGCCUUCACACCAGUGUCAGCUGCUGCUCUUCCUGGUUACAAUGCUAUGCCCACCAUCAAUGCCAAACUACCCUAUGACUUCUUCUCCCCUUUUGUCUGAUCCAAGAGUUAUCUAACAGUUCAUACAGGUUCCACAUACACUGG